AUGGCGGGAGAGAGAGUGGAAGGGAAGAGCUACUGGGGGAUGGAGGCGAGGGAGUGCGACUCGUGUAAGAGCGCCCCGGCGCUGCUCUUCUGCCGCGCGGACUCGGCCUUCCUAUGCGGAGCUUGUGAUGUUAGGGUUCAUAGCGCCAACAAGCUCGCCUCCAGGCACGAGCGGGUGUGGAUGUGCGAGGUUUGCGAACAGGCGGCGGCGGCGGUGACCUGCAAGGCCGACGCCGCCGCACUGUGCUUGGCCUGCGACGCCGACAUCCACUCUGCAAAUCCCCUCGCUCGCCGGCACGAGCGCGUCCCUGUGGUUCCGUUCUACGAGUCCCCCGCCAUCCACAAGUCCGGCGAGGAGACGGAUCUGCUCCUCAAGCCUGUCGGCGAGGAGGAGGAGGGGAACAACGACGAGUCGGAGGACGCGGCCUCGUGGCUGCUCCCGAAUUCAAAUUCCUUCCCCGGCAAUCAUCACCAGAAGAUCGCUGUGGAGGCGCCGGAGAUCAAGGGAGGGGAGUACCUGUUCUCGGAGGUGGAUCGGUAUCUCGAUCUAGAGUGCGUCUCUUCGAUGGACGACGGCAGCAACCACCAGUCGGACAGCGUCGUCCCCGUGCGGGCCAAGAUCGCCAUCCCGGCCGCUCACCUGCCGGCGUUCUUCGCUCCCGACGGCGGCCUCGACUACGAUUUCAGCAGAUCCAAGCCAUCCUCCGGCAGCUACUCCACCGUCCCCUCCCUCAGCCACAGCGUAAUACCUCCGCAUCCAAUAAACUCUCGAUUGAUAGAAUCCUCCACGGUCCUGACGGCGGGGGAGUUCUUCAUCCCCUGCAACUGAUUCCGACUGAACACGAAUUCCUUCUCUCUGCAGAUGUCCUCGUCGGAUGUGGGAGUUGUGCCGGACGUGAGCGCGAUGGCGGACAUCAGCAACCCCUACGGCAUCGGCGGCGUCUCCCCCGUGGUGGUGCAGUCGACGGCUCAGGUGGCUGUGGGGCUGGAUCGGGAGGCCCGUGUGAUGAGGUAUAGGGAGAAGAGGAAGAACCGCAAGUUCGAGAAGACAAUCCGCUACGCCUCCCGCAAGGCCUACGCGGAAACGCGGCCAAGGAUCAAGGGCAGGUUCGCCAAGCGCACGGAGAACGACACAGAGAUGGAGCACAUCUUCUCCUCCGCCGCCGCCUCCCUCGUCGCCGACCCCGGCUACGGCCUGGUCCCCUCUUUUUGA
Messenger RNA from Spirodela intermedia, 1212 nucleotides. The record is from the annotation of a GenBank genome assembly. Lineage: Eukaryota; Viridiplantae; Streptophyta; Magnoliopsida; Alismatales; Araceae.